This is a messenger RNA of Penicillium antarcticum, 1473 nucleotides long. Its product is annotated as DNA-repair protein UmuC-like N-terminal. Lineage: Eukaryota; Fungi; Ascomycota; Eurotiomycetes; Eurotiales; Aspergillaceae. The coding region runs from base 1 to 1473 and encodes 490 amino acids. The record is from RefSeq and is a predicted model, not a curated record. The transcript has 3 exons.
AUGGCGCCUGUCAGCCACGGCAAAUUCUCCUACAACGUGGAUACAUUCUACGUCGAAGCCUCCGGCAACAUCCAUCGACGAGCGAUACCGGCAGAGCUCAGAGCUCUUUUUGAUGCUUCGAUCCCAGACAGCAACCAGAGGCCCGAUCAUCCAGCUCACUGGUUUGAAGCACAACUCCUGCACUAUGGCCUGUCCCCAUCGAAGGCCAAAGCAACAGCAAAGAUGAGAUUAUCAGAUGCCAUUCAAGAUGGAGCUCUAGAAGUUCCUCUCGAGCUGGUUCAGAUGGAGAAAAGACUCAAGAGAGAGUGGAAGAGACAAGAUGAAGCGGCACGCACACUACCAUCUGGACUCGCCCAUCUACCAACCCCCGUUACUACAAGUAGAACAACAACAACAAAGACAGCCACCACAACUACAGUAGCUACCUCAUUACCCAUUCCACGCAAACGAGCUCGGGAUAUCGAAGACGAUGAAGUGGGAGAGAGACCAUCUGUAAAACAGACUGCCCGGCGCGUCGGCUUCCUGCAGAGUAAUAUUACUCAGUCAACAGGUCCUCGGCCUCAAAAGACACAGAGACCAGAGCUUCCAAAUCGAGCACGACGGAGACAAGGGAGUGGCAAUACAGUCCCUCAACUUCAGACUGCCAGAAAGGACGUGACAGUUUCAACUGUGGAAGCCUUACUGAUAGCGGGCGGAAACUCUGAUCUGAGUGGCCGGAUUGGUCAAGUUGGCAUCCAGUCCUCCAAUCCCUCGUCUUGGGACAACAAUGAGAUGCAUGAUUAUGACGAUAGCUACGACGACGAAUACUUUGGAGACUCAUCGGAUCCUGACGAUGAUCAAGAGAUUCUUGAAAACUAUCUUUCUUCGGAUAAUCUCCCCUGUCAAGAUCCCUUCGAUGAUCGUUAUCCUUCGAGUAGCUCUAACUCAAUGAGCGCGAGACUCUCGAGUGGUAGCUAUGCAGAUCCCCGUGGACCUCCUCCGAUCUAUAACCAGCUGUUCGAAUCCCAACCCCCACAGCGACGCCUCGGUUUAUUAAAAGGUGAAUACGACGUUGCGUCCAACGAGCCUACCGGCAAUCAUAUCAAUGGAAACGGUCCCAGAACUUGCCCAAAAAUAUGUCUCACAUUGAGCGGGGAAGAAAUGUUCGGGUCAAUCACGCUUGGGAUCCUCGAGGGCAUAUUGUGGAUACCAGCACGACCGAAGAAGGCUUCAGAAGAGAAGAUCCCAUUUCAAUGCUAUGGUAAAGUUUCUGGACAACUCGUUGUUAGUCACGAAAACUCGGGCUGGAUUCGAUUUCUGGGCGAGGGAGAGAUUGAGGGGGAAAUUUCAUGCUUUCGUCAAUACAGCUUUGUUGGUCAGCGGAUCAGUGGGGAGAAUACUAGCUCGGUUAGGAGUGCCCUUGAUCUGCGAAGGGAGUGGCUUGGGUACAUUGGUCAAAUUAAUGAAGCACAGCUAAAUGGGCUGAUUGAAUAG